Molecule: messenger RNA, 696 nt
Organism: Penicillium taxi
Lineage: Eukaryota; Fungi; Ascomycota; Eurotiomycetes; Eurotiales; Aspergillaceae
Product: fumarylacetoacetate hydrolase family protein
Exons: 3
Coding region: 1-696 (231 amino acids)
Cellular component (GO): mitochondrion
Molecular function (GO): acetylpyruvate hydrolase activity
Source: RefSeq, a predicted model, not a curated record
AUGGCGUCCAUCAGAGCCAAUUGCCGCAAGGUCAUGUGCAUCGGUCGUAACUAUGCCGAUCAUAUCACCGAAUUGAACAAUACCGCACCCAAGCAGCCAUUUUUCUUCCUUAAGCCCGCUUCCGCCAUUCUCGCCCCUGGUGCCGGUCCCGUUCUCCGUCCCAAGGGCGUUAGCCUACACUAUGAAGUAGAAUUGGGUCUUGUGAUUGGCAAGACCAUUCGGGAUCUAGAUCCCUCAGAUGAGAAAGGCGCACUGGACUCCAUUCAAAGCUACAUCCUCGCCAUUGAUAUGACAGCUCGCAACGUUCAAGACGAGGCUAAGAAGAAGGGUCUCCCCUGGUCCAUUGCCAAAGGCUUUGACACUUUCCUGCCCAUUUCGCAAGAAAUCCCCAAGUCGCGCAUCCCCAACCCCCACGAUGCUUUCUUGCGCCUUCAUGUUGGUGAGGUCGAGCGCCAGGCUGACUCUACCAGCUUGAUGCUGCACAAUAUUCCUAAGCAAUUGGCACAAAUCUCGCGUGUCAUGACUCUUGAGAAGGGUGAUAUUGUCCUUACUGGUACACCCAAGGGUGUUGGUGAGGUUAAGGCUGGUGAUGUUAUGCGCGCCUCUAUUGAGGUUGGUGGCAAGGAGAUCGAAGAGGGUCGCAUUGAAGUCGAGGUGAAGGACCGUGAAGGUCUUUACGAGUUCAAGGAGACCUAA